CCGCCCGGGGCUGUGCCCGCUGUGUCUCCGGCGCUGCCAUGGCUCCGCUCCGCUCCGGCCCGGCGUGGUGGCGCCUGCUGUCCCUGGCCGCGCUCGGCCCCGUGCUCUGCGGCCGCCCGGCGCGGGCCGAGCCGGAGCCGGAGCCGGGGCCGGGCGCGGCGGCGGCGGAGGAUCCGCACGGGCGGCACCUCUACAGCGCGGAGAUGCUGCGGCACGGCGCCGCCGCCGCCCCCCACUUCGUCAUGUUCUUCGCCCCGUGGUGUGGACAUUGUCAGCGCCUCCAGCCAACUUGGAAUGAUUUGGGAGAUAAAUACAACAACAUGGAAAACCCCCAGGUCUAUGUUGUUAAAGUGGAUUGUACUGUAGAUGUUCCACUGUGCUCUGAAUUUGGCGUGCGAGGAUACCCUACGCUAAAGUUGCUUAAACCAGGACAAGAACCUCUGAAAUACCAAGGCCCUAGGGACUUCCAGGCACUGGAAAACUGGAUGUUGGAGAAACUAAAUGAGGAGCCAUCUGACCCUGAAUCUGAUGUGGAACCACCAAAAGCCCCUGAACCUAAGCAAGGAAUGUAUGAACUCUCAGCAGACAAUUUCAAGAUGCACAUAGCAGAAGGUAAUCACUUCAUCAAGUUCUUUGCCCCUUGGUGUGGUCACUGCAAGGCUUUGGCCCCAACCUGGGAACAGCUGGCUCAAGUCUUUGAGCAUUCGGAAGCUGUCAAAAUUGGUAAGGUCGACUGUACCCAGCAUUAUGAAGUCUGCUCUGAAACCCAAGUUCGUGGUUAUCCCACACUCCUCUGGUUUAGGAAUGGUGAAAAGGGUGACCAGUACAAAGGGAAGAGGGAUUUUGAUUCUUUAAAAGAAUAUGUGGACUCCCAACUACAGAGCUCUGGGAAAGAGCCACCAGCAGAUAAACCUGUUGAAGCCCCACAGCCACCUGCAGAGCCCACCCAUGUUGAGGUGCAAGCUGCAGUGCUCUCUCUCUCUGAAAAAGACUUUGAUGCAACCAUUGCUAGGGGGAUCACCUUUAUUAAAUUCUACGCUCCAUGGUGUGGUCACUGUAAGAACUUGGCUCCAACCUGGGAGAACCUUGCCAAAGAGCAAUUUCCAGGUUUGACUGAUGUCAAAAUAGCAGAAGUGGACUGCACUGUGGAGCGUAAUGUCUGCAACAGAUUUUCUGUACGUGGUUAUCCUACACUUCUGCUUUUCCGAGGUGGAAAGAAAGUCAGUGAACACAACGGAACAAGAGACCUUGAAUCACUGCAUAACUUUGUCUUGCGUCAGGCAAGGGAUGAACUGUAAUAAAAGUCUGGAUGCUCUGUC
Taeniopygia guttata (zebra finch) is the source of this 1319-nucleotide messenger RNA. RefSeq names its product thioredoxin domain containing 5 (gene TXNDC5). Gene Ontology annotation, biological process: protein folding. Lineage: Eukaryota; Metazoa; Chordata; Aves; Passeriformes; Estrildidae. The record is from RefSeq and is a predicted model, not a curated record. Gene Ontology annotation, cellular component: endoplasmic reticulum. Gene Ontology annotation, molecular function: protein disulfide isomerase activity.